AUGGAAGACGCUGCAACGUCGUUGGCGACACUGCGGGCCUCCGACGGAGGAAGCGUAACGGUCUUCAAGGACUCUCUAAGCGCGUGCAGUCACUACUUCGACGCCCUGUUCAACGGUCCUCUGUCCAUGGCGCGGCAAGGAGAGUUCCUGAUUCCCGGGGUGACCAGAGCCGACCUGGCAUCGAUCGCUAGGUACGCACACACGAGAGUGGCGGACAUUGAUGCGGACAACGUGGAGAGCUUGAUCGUCGCAUCCGAUCAACUUCUAGUGGACGGCCUGCUCCGGGAGUGCUGCAAAUUUGUCGGGGACCACUUAGAUGCCCCCAAUUGUGUGUCGGUGCUUGAAAUGACGCGUUUCUUCGGCCUCGAAGAGUUGUACAAUCAGGCGCACCGUUUCCUGCUCGACAAUUUUGAACGGGUGCACGCGGCGGGUCUAGACUUCCAUCGUCUCAGUAUCGCGAGUAUGGUGAGUCUGCUGUGUUGCGACGAGCUGAAGGUUUCAAAGGAAGAAUUGGUCUGGGAGGCUUCUGUAUCGUGGAUUGAGGCUGAUGUCACAGAAAGAAAGCAGUACCUUGUCGACCUCCUGCCGCAUAUCAGGUUUUGUUUAAUGAAAAAGAGCUACGUAAAAAGGAAAGUUUUGAGAAAUCCGCUGGUAACCAAAGACGCGCUGUGCAAGAGCAUCGUCCAGCGGUACUCAAAAAUUCAGAACUUCGACAAGGAUGCCUGCAUCCUCAGCCCAAUUUUUAACCUCUUCACUCAACGUGUCCCCGCUGAAAUUAUGUUUGUGUACGGCGGGAUUCACCGCGGUUAUAAAAGCAACACUUGGGAAAUCUAUGACCACAAGACGAACGAGUGGAGCACAGUGCGCACAGACUUCAGACAAGACCUCGUCUUCGGACUCCAGUGCGUCUCCGUAGAUCACACCAUAUACGUGAUGGGGGCGGACAUCGCAAACCUGAGUCCUUUCUGCUACUGUUUCGAUGCCGUCAAAAUGAGAUGGUCAGCCAUCAAGCCCAUGGGACAGCUCAGGGCUUUCUUCGGAAUCGCCGUACUUGACAAGUGUGUCUACUGCAUCGGCGGUUCUCCAAACGGCGUCGUCACGUUGGACACGGCUGAACAGUACGACACCGUCAAGGAAAGCUGGCGAUUCAUCGGCCGGAUGAACCAUCCAAGACUGGGAGCCAGCGCGGCAUCUUGCAAUGGUCGGGUGUACAUUGUCGGCGGCAUGUCCACACAGAAGCUCAUCCGCUCCACGGAGGCCUAUGACCCCGAGACCAACACUUGGACCAUGGUGGCUCCGAUGAAGACGGAACGACUCUUUCACGGUCUCGUAGCGUACCGGGACAAAAUUUACGUCAUCGGAGGGCUAUCCAGGAAGUCAAGCGUGUGUGAAGUGUACGACCCCAGCAGCGGCAAAUGGUCCAGGGGUUCUAAGACAAAGACCUUUACCGACAAAGUCGUGGCCGUCGUGUUGGACGACCGAAUCUUUGCCAUUGGAGAGGCCAACCAGAAGGACUACAAACGGUGCCUAGAGUAUUUCACUGCGGGCGAUAAAAAGUGGCACGCUAUUCCCGGUUACGCUCCCCCACGUUGGUUCUAUUCCGCGUGUGUUCUGAAGAACUUACCCAACAGCAUAGAUUACAUUUCGCGGCCAAAGCGCAUGGAGUAUCCCUUUCCUCUGCGCACAAUAUAG
Molecule: messenger RNA, 1692 nt
Organism: Ixodes scapularis (black-legged tick)
Lineage: Eukaryota; Metazoa; Arthropoda; Arachnida; Ixodida; Ixodidae
Product: kelch-like protein 10
Exons: 1
Coding region: 1-1692 (563 amino acids)
Molecular function (GO): protein binding
Source: RefSeq, a predicted model, not a curated record